AGUGUUAGUGUAACGAGUGAACGCAAAUUUGUGCAUUUUGGAAUAUUAAAGGCACGGUGAACAAGGAGACACCCCUGAUUUUUAGCGCGAUGAAGACUUUGUUGACUGGAUUGGAGAGAAGAAUCGUCGCGUUUGUCUACAUCGCGAUCGUCGUCGAAGCCUCGCGGAGAAAGAGACGACAGAGCAGAUGACUCUCUGGUCGGAUAGAAGGAGCUACAGGCUUCUAGGUUGGACGAGCUCUACGGUGGAGAGGGACGGAAGGGCACAGCAGGGCUGUACCAAUGUUCCUGAGGGAACAGCAAAGAGAGAGGACAAGUGGGGGAGGGAUGAGGGAGAACGGGUUAGCAGAGAGAGAGAGAGAGAGAGAGUCAGGAGACGAGACGAAGGAAGGAGAGAGGGAGAGAGGAAGAGGAGGCGGCGAGGCGCAGGCGUGCGGCUGGUCGCGGCUCGAAUCCCGCCGUAUUCCAAAGAGGAACACGCCACUCCGCCCCCGGCACGGCAGCCACGCGUCAGUCUCGCCCGACUGACCUCCUGUCCCUAACUUCCCUCUUCGAUUCCUGACCCGCGCACAUUGAACUCACGCGGUUCGUACCGGCGAAGAACGUCGCGCGACCGGCCCGUUCAGUUGCCCUCCGACCGGAAGUGCUGCUGCUUCGUCGCUGGAAAUCAUGCUGGCGACGCCGAAACGGCCUAACCUCAACGGCUACUACGUUCAACCGACCGUGGUGAAGGAAGAUCAGCGUUACGCGAUCGGUGCUCGUCGACCCUGUCAGUGUUAAGACACCCUGGUUCUUUCUCCGAUUCAGUCCGGUAGCGGCGAGAUUCGUGCUACUGACACGCGUACACACGCGCGCACACGUACAAAGCGCGUACAUGGUUUGAAAGUCUGAAAGAAAGCGGGCCCGCACGACAUGGAAACGAACAUGGAGAGGACGACGGAGAGGCGCGAGAGGUCAGCGAAGAUGGAUGAUUGUUUCGCGGUGGAGGUUCGACGACGAGUGCAAUAGUGAGGGCUGGAACAACCGGAAGGAAGAGGGAAGAAGGACACCAGUCCUUCGAUAAAGUUUCUUCGUCUCAGACGUUCGGUGUUCGGUGUUCGUACUCUCUCGGCUGUCUCUCUGCUGUCUCUGCGUGUACGGGUGGUGGCUGGUGUUCAGUGCCCGCGUCCGCGACUUUCCAACGUCUCUGUCUCGUCUUGUCCGUCGCGCGGGUAAACAUCGCGGAAUUCUCGUUGACGCGAGGAGGGAAGUAAGUAGAGCGUCGUGAAACUUGGCGUUCCAGUGUCGUUCGUUCUGAUCGACGCGUUCGUGUCGAUCGCCGGUCGGUCGUCGAUCAAUGCCACGGGGGUGCGGUGUUUCGCACGAUCUUCGCAGCCACGUGUUCCGGAUAAACUUGACAACGACAGGCGAACGAUUUUCUAGUUAUUCGUUGUACGACUGGUAGAAGGCGUAGUAGCGGGAAGAAUUAAACGAGUUGUUGACAUAGAGAAAAAAANAAAAAAAAAAAAAAAAACGAAACAGAAGAAAAAAGAAGAAGAAAAAAAAAAGAGUUCUCCCUAUUCGAAGUAUAUCACAUCCUACAAUCAUCGAGUAGAUCGAAGUUCUAUUAAAAGUCAUUAUUAGAGGAUUUAGUGAUCGUUGUCGUUAAAUAGUGAAAAUUUAUUAUACGAGAAUCUUCGAUAUUGCAUAGAUAUAUCUAUAUAUACAUAUAAUAUAUUUGAGAGAUUUUUAUACCGUUGUUCACGGUGAACGUAAAAAUCAGUUGAGAAGAGAUUUAUUGAAGAGCAGAGAGAGAGAGGUGGAAGAGCGGAGAUAAUAUUCGCGAACUGGAAAGAACGCACCUUCCGUGUCGGAACAUCAUCCGGCUAACGAGCGAGCACUCUAAAUAUAUAAUAAUGGUCGUGAGUUCGCACUUUAAUUCGAGUAACAAUCGACGAGUAAUUAAUAACGAUCGAUUCACGCGAGAAUUCCCAGCGUUGAAUUAACGUUCGCCGGCAUACAAUUAAUCAAAUGUUAUUUCGAGAUAUUGUACGAUCUCUGGCGACGCGGGACAAAGCCUAGUUAUUGGCCUAUCGAUCGGUGCAACGAAAGAAUAAAUAUCGAGCCUAAAUAUUACGAAUUAUCAGGGAGAGAUAGAUAUCAGGAGAGCAAAGAGAGAGAAGGAGAGAGAGAAAGAAAGAAAGAAAGAAAGAAAGAAAGGGAGAGAAGAAUCUGUCGCUUGGAAUGCGUCGUCCGAUCAAAGAAGGAAGAAAAUCGUGGAUGAGAAUGGAGAUCGGUCGUCGACCUUGCGACGAGAAGGAAAGAGGAAACGCUUAAACGCGUAGAAGGCGUAGACGACGUCUCCAGGUGCAACGAGGAGAUUAUCGAUUUGCUCACGCGUGGGCCAACAUGUCGCGCGCGAAAUGUGCACAAGCUGCCUCGCGAGUCGUCUGGCAAUCUCGGGACAACGAGCAGCGUCUUGGAAUUUGUGACGCGUUUUAGGAUUUAGGCGCGCGCUAGAUCGUCGCCAGUUCGUCGUACGGCGGGCCGAAAACACGGUGGGUAUGCGUUUCGCUCCGAUCGCGUGGAAUUUGUAAAAUCGAAGAGCAUCCGGAGGAUCUUGGGAAGGGUUUUCGAAAGCGUGGACAGAAAGCGGGAAGGAAAUUUAGUUUGGCAAGAGAAACACGACGAUGAUCGUGAAGCUGGACACCUAGUCGGUCGUGUCCUGACGCCGCUAAAACCCAAAUGGGCGAACCGAAACCCGCUUCGUCUCCGCAGCCCAACGGCGGGGUGAAACAGAAGCCGACCAGCCUGAAUCUAGCGCCGGGUCCCGGUUUCUAUCGCAAUGUCAACGGACGUGCGAGCCUGAAUGAUCGUCAUCUACAGCACGUCACCGCUGUCGUCGGCGGUGAACGCGCCGCACGCGUCAACAAGUCAGCUUCGCCAAGCCCUGCCGGCGCAGUCAACAAUUCCGAGUCCGCUGGCAAUUCAGCAACCACCGCCGCCACCGUCCAGCUACCAGCUCUACCAACAGUACCACCAUUAUCAGCACUAUCUUCAGCGUGGUCGUUGUCUGCAGAACUUGAAAAUUUGCUGGAACCCCCGCCUCCACCGGCUCCAACACAUCCCGCGACCUCGCCUCGUACAAACGCCCUCGUCAACGACCACCAACAACACCAGCAGCAGCAGCAACAACAACAGCAACGCAACAGCGUACAAUCGUCCCCGAUCAACCAGUUGCCCACCCGUAGCCCGAGUCACAAUGGUCACGGAUUCCCACUGUACACCCCACCAGCCCCGAUACCAGCAUCCGGCGCAAAUAAAAUUCGCUCUACUCCCAACGGUUUACCCCAGCCAACAGCACCGAGGCGUCCUCAUAGUAUUGCCGCUCCACCAUACCACCAUGUCUCAAAUGUCCACCACUCCCUUGGUCAGCUCGGUGGUCGAGCAAACGCAACGUCAGCACUACCAUCACCAGCAGCAGCAGCAGCAACAACAACAACAACAACAACAACAAUCAUCGUACCAGCAGGCACACCAGCAGGAUCAGCAACACCGUCAUCGUGGAGCGGCAACGUUGGCGCACCAGGCUCAAGUUCAGCCGGCGUUGUAUCAGGCAUGGUACAACGGCGCGCCCAUUCGGUCGCCGGUACUCCAGUAUCUGUAUCCGCCGGCGGCUGUAACAACAAUGGCGGCAUCAAUGGUGUCAACGGGCAGCCGGAGCCACGGGGCAACGGUGGGACACCAUCCGUCAACGGCGGGACAGUGGGACCCACGACUCGCAGCGUUAUACCACCCCAGUCUUUAUGGAACGGGCAACUUCAACAACCCGUAUCUAGGCGGCCUCACAGCAUCGCCUCGACACCCGUUACAGCUUCAGCAGGCAUGCCUGCAACAGCUCCAGCAACAUCAGCAACCGGCGUACCAUCGUCCGCUCGUACAACAGGCGAGCCUAUACAGUGGGGCUCCUCUGGAAUGGUGUUGCACCAACCCAUACCUCGCCGGGCGUACGCUUCGACCCUGCCACAUCCCCAGCCACCCACGCCCACGUCACAAGGGCCCGCUCUGAGCAUUCUAACGAAUCCCGGCAACUCAAACACGUGGACGCCGGGCGCCGCGCUUCGAUCCAGGCCUCACAGCAUCGCCACCACGCCGCAAACCGCCCCGAUGCCGCCUGCCUCACCCUCCGAUUCCGGGUAUCGAUCUCUGCCAUCCGCCGCCAGCGACUAUCAGAUUCUCAAGUCGCCGUCGAGGUCUCAACAGCAGACGCAGCCGGGACAACAGCAGCAGCAGCAGCAACAGCAGCAACAGCAACAGCACCAACAACAGAGUCAGACGGCCACGCGACGUCUCUCACUGCCGUCUGCACAGUCUCUUCUUCGUGCUUCCGCGCCGAGACCGAGCCCGACGUUUCACGGCCUACCGUUCCGCCCGUUUAAUUGCGGCGUCUCGCCCAACGGCAAUCCCAUCUUCCUCGGAUGCACUCAUCUGCACAACAGCAGCUCCGGCGGCACCGGCAGCACCGGAACCAGAAGCUCCACGCCUGCCACAAGCCCCGCCACGCCGCUCACCACCUCGCAAGCGAUACAGCAGCUGCUGGCGCAGCCACGAAACGGAUUCAAGAUUGUCGACGAUAAGGUGUCCCUCUUCAUCGAGAUACUCGACACGCAAGAGAGGUUCGCCAAG
Messenger RNA from Frieseomelitta varia, 4664 nucleotides. RefSeq names its product mucin-5AC-like. Lineage: Eukaryota; Metazoa; Arthropoda; Insecta; Hymenoptera; Apidae. The record is from RefSeq and is a predicted model, not a curated record. The annotation marks the transcript as partial. The transcript has a single exon.